UUGUCAAAAGAAAUAAAGAUCCAGUCUUAUAGUGAUGAUUUGUUUUUCAUUGAAGCUGAUGGGGUAAAUAUUAUCCAGGAAUGAUAACAAGUCGCCAAAGAUAAGUUCUGCACUAAAGUAUUAAUGGCCAAACUACCGAAUGGCUGGCUUCAGCUGGUACCUUUCUGAAGGCUUCCAGGUUAUAAUCGAGAAGUCAAAGGAAGCAAAAUGCUCUUUGCAAGAUGUACAGUUGCGUUUCUUGUGCCCUGACGAUUUAGAAGAAGUGAGGAGUUUGUGCAGAGAAUGGUUCCCCAUAGAGUACCCUCAGUCGUGGUAUGAAGACAUCACUUCAUCAGAGAGAUUCUUUGCUCUGGCAGCAGUAUACAAAUCACAGAUCAUUGGUCUCAUAGUAGCAGAAAUUAAGCCGUAUUUGAAGCUUAACGCUGAAGACAGAGGGAUAUUAUCAAGAUGGUUUGCCUCUAAGGACACACUUGUUGCUUAUAUAUUAUCUUUAGGGGUGGUCCGCUCAUACCGGCGCUCCGGAGUGGCCACACUUCUGCUCGAUGUGUUGCUGAGCCACCUGGCGGGCGCUGCGCCACAGCCGCCGCACGACCACCGCGUCAAGGCCAUCUUCUUGCACGUGCUCACCACCAACACUGAAGCUAUACACUUCUAUGAACAAAAGAGAUUCCGUCUGCACUCGUUCCUCCCCUACUACUACUCGAUCCAGGGCCGCAACAAGGAUGGCUUCACGUACGUGUACUACGUGAACGGCGGACACGCGCCGUGGGGCAUCUACGACUACGUGAAGUACGUGGCGCGCGCGGCGUGGCGCGGCGGCGGGCUCUACCCCUGGCUGUGGGGCAAGCUGCAGGCCGCGCUCACUAUCGCGUGGCACAGGAACGCCUACAGAUUUUAGUGGCGCGUCGCGUACUCCGCAACCCAGUGCCAGUUUUAGUUUGACGACGAAAAGUCGUAUAUUUAAUAUUUAAAAGUAUUUAUGAAUGUAUUAUUAUUUUAUAUAUUUUGACAUAAGUAUAUUUACAUCAUGUUUGCAUAGAAAUCGACAAAGAUAUAUGUGAUAAAUUUUAGUUAUACACUGAGAUAGGAGAUCAUUAUUUUCUUGUAUUUUUGAGAUAUUUGGCAUGAGUUUGUGCAAUUACCUACAGUCUUAUUGACCGAGAAAUGUAAGAGACAAGACGAAGAAGGCAUUGAAAUGUUUCUGAUAUACAUAUAAAGUUGUAUGUGUGCCAUGGAUAACUGCCAAGACAUUUAAAGUAAGGUGCCUGUGUGUUCAGUGUAGGAAUUGUGAAUAAACAUUAAGAUAUGUAUUCAAUUACAAUCAAGAACUACAUUAGUACGGUCUAUUAAGGGUAUUCAGCAAUAAAAUAUACUCAUUUUUACU
This is a messenger RNA of Cydia amplana, 1384 nucleotides long. It is a transcript of the gene Naa60, whose product is annotated as N-alpha-acetyltransferase 60. The transcript is spliced from 6 exons. The coding region runs from base 140 to 898 and encodes 252 amino acids. Gene Ontology annotation, cellular component: Golgi membrane. Lineage: Eukaryota; Metazoa; Arthropoda; Insecta; Lepidoptera; Tortricidae. Gene Ontology annotation, molecular function: histone acetyltransferase activity; protein-N-terminal amino-acid acetyltransferase activity. Gene Ontology annotation, biological process: N-terminal peptidyl-methionine acetylation. The record is from RefSeq and is a predicted model, not a curated record.